Messenger RNA from Pyricularia oryzae 70-15, 1559 nucleotides. RefSeq lists its product as uncharacterized. Gene Ontology annotation, biological process: RNA processing. NCBI's taxonomy places the organism in Eukaryota, Fungi, Ascomycota, Sordariomycetes, Magnaporthales, Pyriculariaceae. The transcript is spliced from 2 exons. The record is from RefSeq and is a predicted model, not a curated record. The coding region runs from base 103 to 1062 and encodes 319 amino acids.
UCUCUGCAGACUUGUUACAACCCAUCUUACCCGAGUUGCUAGUCUAUACUUCUUCUAAAUUACUAAACAAUCACCCAUAUCGAGUGAAUCAAGUAGUCGAAGAUGCCCAAAGAGAAAAAUUACAACCCCGUGCAGGCGCAGCGUAAAGCCGACAAGGCGAGGGAGAUAAAAAAAGGCAAGGCCGAGGUCCAAGCCCGCCGCAACGACCGCCUCGCCAAGCGCAACCCAGAAGGGAUCAAGCGGCAGAUCGACGACCUCAAGGCGGUGGCCGAGGGCGGCGGCAAGCUCUCGUCGCACGAGGAGUCGGUCCUCGAGGGGCUGGAGAAGGAGCUCAAGGCCGUGCUCAAGGCGCGCGAGCUGCUCGGGGACAAGGCGCCGCAGUUUGGCAGCGGUCGGCCGCACCGCGACGGUGGCAGGGACGACAGGGGCUCGCUGGGCAAGAGGAGAAGGGGCGAUGAUGGCGCGCUGCGAAGGGAUAGCGACAGCGAUAGUGACGAGGUUCCCGAGGACGUCGCCAGGAUCCCGAUGCCGCGGGACACGCCGCCGCCCAUCCCGAAGGAGGUUCUGGAUAAGUGGUGGGCAAAGAGGAGGGCGAAGCGUAGUGGCGGCAACAACAACAAUGGCAAUAAUGCGAGUGCGGAUGCCAGUGCGGGCGCUGGAAGCAGUGCGAAUGCGGUGCCGCUGACGAAAGAUAGGGGGUUGGGCCGAGGCUCCAACAGCGACACGGCUCUGCCGCCAAAGCCUGCACCGGUGGCUACUACAGAGCCCAAGGUGGUCUACGAGUCUAAGCCUGUCGUGAGGGACUUGAGGAAGGAGGCAGUCAGCGCCUUUGUGCCUUCGGUCGUGCAGGCUAAGCUAUCCAAGGGCAAAGGCGAAAGCGGCGCGCUGCUGGAGCCCGAGGAGGCCGACCGGCUCGAGCAGGAGGGCUAUCUUAAGGCUACGGGUGCAGGGCCUUCCCAGACGGGAGUUGCCUCGGGAGAGACGGAAAAUGCGGCAUCAGAGCAGAUGAACAGGGCACCGCAUCAGGUCAUGAUGGAGGAGGUCGACGACGAGGAGGGUUGAACGUCUGCAAUCCAGCCUCGCAGAAGCCACUUUAGUCAAUUGGACUCAGGCACGGAGACGGACAGCCCUCCGACCCAUCUAUCUUUGGGGCCAAGAGCGAUUCGGAAAGCACCGACUGCCGAUUGCCGAGCACCUAUGAAAAGCAGCGCGGAGGGCGCCGAUGGAGGUGCGGAGUCGGCCGCAGGGCAGACGGUCAACUUGCAAAAUUCGUGCAAAGCAAGGUGUGACUGGGCACUACUCCUAGGCACUACUCCUAGGCCUGGCAUUGGAAUAUGUUUAAUCGGGCUACUACAGCAAGUACAGGAAGCAGACUUUCACAAACUCCUGAAUUGUGCAGGACAGGGAUGGUUAUGAACAUUUCCAACCACGUGUGGUCAGUUAGUUGCAGUAGUCUAGGGAGCCAGCACCGAUAUCGGGCUCAGUCGGCAUUGGCAUUUAAAAUAAGAUCGAACAAACCUAAUCGGUCCUAGUUAUUAUAUAUGAAGUGCAAUGUGUGG